This is a messenger RNA of Brettanomyces bruxellensis, 948 nucleotides long. It is a transcript of the gene MAK16, whose product is annotated as ribosome biosynthesis protein. Gene Ontology annotation, biological process: maturation of LSU-rRNA; maturation of 5.8S rRNA. Bases 1 to 948 code for a protein of 315 amino acids. Gene Ontology annotation, cellular component: nucleolus; preribosome, large subunit precursor. The transcript is spliced from 2 exons. The record is from RefSeq and is a predicted model, not a curated record. Lineage: Eukaryota; Fungi; Ascomycota; Pichiomycetes; Pichiales; Pichiaceae.
AUGUCUGACGAGGUUAUCUGGAAUGUCAUCAACAAUCAGUUUUGCUCAUAUAGGGUCAAGACAGACAAGAAUCAGUCACUUUGUACAAAUGAAUAUAAUGUAACGGGAUUGUGCAACCGGAGAUCGUGCCCACUUGCAAACGCCAAAUAUGCCACGGUUAAAAAUGAUAAUGGAAAGCUAUAUCUAUAUAUGAAAACUGCAGAGAGAGCGCAUACUCCAAACCGGCUCUGGGAGAGGAUCCGUUUAAGUCGGAAUUACAAAACGGCAUUAAAGCAAAUAGACGAUCACUUGCUAUAUUGGAACAAGUUCAUGAUACAUAAGUGCAAGCAAAGACUUACAAGAUUAACGGAGAUUAUGAUAAUGGAAAGACGGAUGGCAUUAACAGAGCAGGAGAGACAUUAUGUGCCUGUGAAGCACAAGAUCAUAAACAGGGAGAGAGCAAGAGAGAGAAAGGCGUUGGCUGCUGCCAAGAUUGAGAAGUCUAUAGAAAAAGAGUUAAUGGAGAGAUUAAAAUCAGGUGCAUAUGGUGACAAGCCUUUGAAUGUGGAUGAAAAGAUCUGGAAGAAGAUUCUUGGCAAGAUGGAUGAGGAGGAAGCCGAGAAAGAGGAGCAGGAGGAAGAGAGUGAGAUGGAAGAUGAGUUUGAGAUUGAAAGUGCUGAGGAAGGUGAGGAUGAAGAUGUCGGAAAGGUGGAGUACGUUGAGGCAGAUGAUGAUGAGGAUGAAAAGCAGAGUAUGGUCGACAUGGAAGAUCUUCAGGAUUGGUUACAAGGGUCGUCGGAUUCCGCCUCUGAGAGUAAUGAAGAAGAAAGCUCAGAUUCCGAAGAUAACAAAUCAUCAAAGAGAAAGGCAGACAGUGAUGAUUCUAACAAAAAGAGAAGAAGACGCAGGCCAAGAAUCGAGGUUGAGAUUGAACAGGAGGAGGAACCGCUCACUAAUAUUCAGGAAUGA